Messenger RNA from Necator americanus (New World hookworm), 687 nucleotides. RefSeq lists its product as uncharacterized. Bases 1 to 687 code for a protein of 228 amino acids. The transcript is spliced from 7 exons. The record is from RefSeq and is a predicted model, not a curated record. Lineage: Eukaryota; Metazoa; Nematoda; Chromadorea; Rhabditida; Ancylostomatidae.
AUGCGUUCGGAAUCCGAUCCAAUCAAUGACACACUCUCACAAGAACACUCACUCCGUAUGUUAUACCUCAUUGAUGCCAUUCUUGCUCUUAUAGCUUUCGUACCAAGCAUAUUAUUUGUAACAACUAUCUUGUAUUUUCGAUCGUUUCGUCGUGAAUAUCCGUUGCUCAUUCUGUUGUCGAGUGGUGAAGCAGUGGCUUGUAUAUCUCAUAUUAUCAUGGGCUUCACUUCGUGGACAUGUUUUCUAUACGGUUUCGAUUUUUUGCGGAUGGGAUCCUGUGUUAUGACGCCUCUUUCGGCGUUAGCACUUGCGACUGAUCGCUUCAUCUGCGUAGCGUUUCCAGGCAUGUAUCGCCGGAACCCAAUGGGCAGGAAGUACUGCUUUGCUGCAGCUGUGAUUCUAGCUACAAUGCCAGAGGUCAACAUUAUCGGAAUCGACGAGAAUGCGAAGAUGGGACUUGAACAGCCGUCAAUAACGGUAGCCGUCCAGUCGACUUACGUGAAUAAAGGGGGCUCAUCAUCAUUCUCACGUUCAGGAGGAACCAUCGAUGCCAUAACCCAACGUGGCAAGGGUCAGCCCACUCGACGCCUGAACAACAGCGCAAUUCCAAAACACUUCUCCACAAAAGAAGCUGACGCUUUUCAAGCUAACAUCGACAUCGCAGCUCCGAAAAGCGAGGAAUGCUGA